UGACUUCCCCCGGCGAGAGUUGACCCAACCAAGCCACACGUCUCGGUGCGCUGCUCGGGGAAGGAUGUCUACGCCGACAGGGACGGAAACCAGUUUAAUGUCGGACCUUUGGUCGCUUCUUUGAGCAAUUAUGGACAACCAGACUCGGCUGUCGGCGGCAGGGAGACGCAGCGCGACUUAUAGUCUCCCUGUUUAAUUUCUUACCGCAGAGUUACCACUCUUUUUUUUCUUCUUUUUUUUUCCUGGGGGGAGAUUUUAUCGCUUUGACAACAAAACUUUGACAACUUGACCCCCCCCCUCUGGGUUUGUCGGAGCCCAUGACCGUGAAAGAGGAGCAGAAGCUUUCCCUCCGACCCAGAGCGCUUGACGCCGCCCCUCCUCUCCUCCAGCGGCCCCGCCACCCUCCGGCCACCGGCAUGACCCUGGGAGCGCUGUCCGGCUCUGACGGCUCGCCGGCGGUCAGCUUCUGCUCGUGCUGCGGGGCGAAGAUGGUGCCCUACUCCAGCGACGACGCGGUGGCGUCCAAGAAUCAGCUCAACCAGUACAUCAGCGAGAGCUUCCUCACCGUGAAAGGUGCAGCCCUCUUCCUCCCCCGGGGGAAAAGCCCCACGUCCAGCUCUGCACCUCGGAUCAGCCAGCGCAGGAACAAGCACACGGGCGACCUCCAGAAACAUCUGCAGACGAUGUUCACCGUGCUGCGGCCUGAGGACACCAUCCGGCUGGCGGUGCGUCUGGAGAGCGCCUAUCCCCAGGUGACCCGCUACAUGGUGGUGGUCUCCACCAACGGCAGGCAGGACACGGAGGAGAGCAUCGUGCUCGGCAUGGACUUCGUCUCCUCGGACAGCUGCUGCACCGUGGGGCUGGUUUUACCUCUGUGGAGCGACACCCUGAUUCACUUGGAUGGAGACGGGGGCUUCAGCGUCUCCACGGUGAACAGGGUUCACGUGUUCAAGCCGGUGUCCGUCCAAGCCAUGUGGUCGGCCCUGCAGUCGCUGCACAAAGCCUGCGAGGUGGCUCGCUGCCACAACUAUUACCCGGGGAGCCUGUUCCUGACCUGGGUCAGCUACUACCAGAGCAGCGUGUCGUCCAGCCAGUUCUGUGUCAACGAGUGGAACGCCAUGCAGGACGUGGAGUCGCACCGCGCCAACUCCCCCGUCCUCUUCACAGACCUGCCUACAGAGAGGGAGCGCACAGAGAGGCUGAUCAAGAUGCGCCUCAGGGAGAUCAUGAUGCAGAAGGACCUGGAGAAUGUCACCAGCAAAGAGAUCCGAACAGAGCUGGAGAUGCAGAUGGUGUGCAACCUGAGGGAGUUCAAGGAGUUCAUAGACAACGAGAUGAUCGUCAUCCUGGGGCAGAUGGACAGUCCUACGGAAAUCUUUGAUCACGUCUUCCUGGGCUCGGAGUGGAACGCCUCCAACCUGGAGGAGCUGCAGAACAGCGGCGUGCGCUACAUCCUGAAUGUGACCCGAGAGAUAGACAACUUUUUCCCGGGGAUGUUUGAAUACCACAACAUCAGAGUGUACGACGAGGAGGCCACCAACCUGCUGGAGUACUGGAACGACACGUACAAGUUCAUCACCAAAGCCAAGAAAGCUGGAGCCAAGUGUCUGGUCCACUGCAAGAUGGGCGUGAGUCGCUCCGCCUCCACGGUGAUCGCCUACGCCAUGAAGGAGUACGGCUGGGACCUGGACACCGCCUUCGACUACGUGAAGGAGCGCCGCACCGUCACCAAGCCCAACCCGUCCUUCAUGAAGCAGCUGGAGGAGUACCAGGGCAUCCUGCUGGCCAGCAAACAACGGCACAACAAGUUGUGGCGCUCCCACUCGGACGGCGACCUAUCGGACCGCCCCGAGUCCAUGUACAAGCCUUCGUAUCCCACGCUGGGCCGCUCCGACUCCCACAACAACAACGCCCCCUCCUCGCCCUCCUUGCAUCACUUCCUGGGCGUGGCCGUCCUGCAGGCCUUGGGCGCUGAACCCGCACGCUCUGCCAAGUCGGGCGACUCCGCUUCGCACCUGCUCUCCAACGGCGUGGCGGAGGAGGUCGGGCCCCGGCUUCCUCUCCCCAGGCCGCGAGCCGCCACGGUCAUUCCAGAAGAAAAGCUGGACAGCUGGGCGGCCGUGGCCGUCACCGUGCCCGUGGCUCUGCCGCACCCCCCGCCGUCGCUCCACGUCUUGCCUCCUACCCCUGAACUCCAGCGGCACCGCCCGCCGCCUCCCUCGCACCUGUCCAUUUCAGCACCAUGCAAACCAGUGGAGCCGCCCCUCGACCCACCAGAGGCGUGCAGCUCGGAGGAAACCUCCCCUCUCACUCCGGGGUCCAGCGACUCCGACGUACUGGACAGCGGCGACGAGCAAGGCCCACUCAGCCCUGCGACCACCAGCCCUCUGCCCCCGCUUCUCAACCUCGCCCCGAGCGACGACAACAACAACCCGACCGAGCCGCAGACAGGCGCCCCCCCGGACGGCGGCGAGGCCCGCCUCGGCUCCGACAGCAUCGACUUCUUCAGCGCCAGGGAAAGGUUCCUGGGUUUGGCGCAGGACGCUCCAGCGCGGCCGCAGUCGGAGCAGAGAGCGUCGCCGGAGGUGGAAGACGAGGAGGAGCAAGAGAACGGGACCAGUCAGCCUGAGGACCGCUCUGACCGAGCGUGUCCCCCUCACCAGGACAACGGCAUAUCCGUCCGCCACAUUGUCAUCGAGAUCGAAGCCAUAUCACACUCGGCCCUCCCUCCCUCCAGUCCCUCCUCCUCACCCUCAUCCUCCUCACCCUCUCUCUGCUCCCAGCCUGUCCACUCCGAGCCCCUGGAGGUACCGGAGCCCCCCCGGGUCCUCCGCAGCUCUUCGCCUCCGUCUUCGCAGCCUUCGUCUCCCUCCAGGCUGCCGUGUGACCGGCUGGCGGGUUCGGUCCGCCGGGCCACCGAGCAGCUGGAGCAGAAGCUGAAGCUGGAGCUGGAGCUGGCAGCGGCCCCGCGGUCCCCGCUGCACUCCCCCGGUGCCGAGCAGCCUCCUGCCAGGCUGCCGCUGAGCUCCCAAAGCCCCGAGCUGUCGCCGCCCCUGUCGGCCCUGCCCCCCGCGGGGCAGACCCCCACUCAGGAAGAGAUCAAAGCUGUUUCUGCCGAAUCCAAAGACGUAGCCGAGCCCAAAGGCUCCCAAAGACUUGGUUCCUCAGCCACAGACGACCUCACAGACGGGCGAUGCAGCCCGGAGCCGCCUAGCGGCCAGCUUCCUGGUGCUGGACCUGACAUGAUGCCAACAUCGCCACAUACCUCUCCUCUUCAGUCAGCAGAACCCUCUCUAGAUACCUCAGCCCGGUGCCACAGACCGGGCCAGCAGCACAGCCAAAGCCCGCAGGCUCCAGCUACCUUGACUCUGGACGGAGCGACGGCGGAGGAGUCGGAGACGGACUGCGGUCCUCCGGGGGGGCGGGCGGGUUGUGGGCCCGGCUGUGAGGCCCAGGGCAGGCUGGCGCGCAGCAGCCGGGAGCUGGAGGCCAUCCAGCAGACGCUGCGAGAGCUGCAGGCUUUUCUCCAGGAGGGCGUCGGGCCGGAGGACCCAAACAGUCGAGCACAAGAACCGGAGCGGCCCCAGGCGCCGACGGACCCAAUGGACACCGAGUCGGGACAGUAUAAAGGUCCGGGCCUGGCGGUCAGGCGGACAGAGAAAGCAGAGAGGAGGGGCGAGCCCCCCGCGUGGCUCAGAACCAUGGAGCUGGAGGCCCGUCUGCGGCAGGCGGGCCUCACGCCGCCGUCCCUCAUGAAGAGGUCGGCGUCUCUGGCCAAGCUGGACUGCCUGGAGCUGUCCGCCAACGACCUCUGCGACCUGGACCUGAGGCCGCACCCCCCGUCGUCGCCUUCGCACCCCCGGCACCCUUCCUCCGUGACACAGUCUCACCUGGACGACACCUGGAAGAAGCAGAAAGUUCUGUCUCUGAACACUUGUGAAACUCCCCAUCUCUCCCCCGACGCCCCGCCCCCGUCCCUCUCGUCCUCCAAAGAAGACAAAAGCGAGGCCGACCAAACAGACGGUGGCGUGCCGGCGCCAACUCAGCAGGGCAGGGGAUACCCGCCGAGGCGUCCUCGGAAGGCGUCGUCAGAGAGGAGACGAGCCGUCGCUCUGCUGUACAACACCAUGUGACCUCAGUGGCGUGGAGCGAGGAGCAGAUGAAGCGUGGACGCUCCCAUGAGAGACGAUGAGCGCGUGUUUGCAUGUGAACCACUGGAUGUUGGACUGGACGACAGUAAUAUUAUAUGAAUGUGCAAACUAAGACAGAAGCGGUGCAUCUCUGCACUCAGAUGUUGGGUUUGUUUGUUUUUUUAUUGUCUUUUUUUUCCUUUUUUUUAAAACGAGCGUCUGUUUUCAGUGUGAGGCCAUCGCCGCCUGUUCAAAGCUGAUAAAAAACUGCAACCAGAGCGUCUUUUUUUUUUUUUGUUUUUCACAACAUGCACUUUACAAUGUAGACAAUUUGUGUUUUUUAUUUGAAAUCCGUUUCUUACGCUGGGAAAGCCUGUUUUGCACUGUUCUCAGGAGACUCGUCUCUGUGGAUUUGGACUUGUCUUUACUCAGAUUUUUAAUUAAACCAGGACAAAGCUGA
This is a messenger RNA of Fundulus heteroclitus (mummichog), 4590 nucleotides long. It is a transcript of the gene ssh2a, whose product is annotated as slingshot protein phosphatase 2a. Lineage: Eukaryota; Metazoa; Chordata; Actinopteri; Cyprinodontiformes; Fundulidae. The transcript is spliced from 14 exons. Gene Ontology annotation, biological process: protein dephosphorylation; negative regulation of actin filament polymerization; actin cytoskeleton organization. The coding region runs from base 318 to 4133 and encodes 1271 amino acids. Gene Ontology annotation, cellular component: cytoplasm. Gene Ontology annotation, molecular function: actin binding; protein tyrosine/serine/threonine phosphatase activity. The record is from RefSeq and is a predicted model, not a curated record.